CACACAUAAACACUGAAAGUCUUUAGCUGCCUUGCAAAGGGGAUAUCUUGGCUUCUGGUGUGCUGCUGUACUUAGGAAGGAGCUGUCUCAGGCCAAAAGAACACUGCAAAAUCCAGCACAUUUACUGGUUACGUCAGGAGGACUAGGUUGAUUCAAAAGACGCUUAUUGGGUCAGUACUCGGCAUGAGAGGAGUUGAAGGCAUAAUUGUGUGGUGCGCGGCAUUCCAGGACAUCGACAUCCACGACUUCGAAAGCCAGUAAGGAAGCAAAAAGAAGACAACAAACAUCGGACAAGACAUCGUGUGAAAGCAGGAAUUCCCCACUUUGUGCCACAUAUUUGAAAUGAUCAAGCCUUUGCUCUUCAUCCUGGUCUACACAAGCUACACCCAUGAUCAGAUGCUUGGAAAUUGUAGCAACACUCCGGUGCGUGAAAAGCGCAGUUUGCUGGAUAUGGUGGUGACUCUUUGGUGCUACAGAGAAAGACUUAAGAUUCCCUUGUUGGCCAUCAACCAAUAUGGGUGUUACUGUGGUACUGGUGGCUCAGGGACGCCUGUCGAUGAUGCGGAUCGAUGCUGCCUGCUUCAUGACUGUUGUUACCGCUAUGCGAGGGUGAAUCUGCAAUGCCACAGCAAGAUUAAGUGGCAGUUAUAUCGCUUUUCCUGCCACCAAUCAAAAACGGAAUGCAAAUCUUCUUCGCGCUGUGGCAGGAUGGCAUGUGAGUGCGACAAACAGUUUGCAGAAUGUCUGACAAAGGCGAAGGGAGUAAAAAAAUAUUUCUUGUAUAACAAGAAAGAUCUGUGCAUGGGUCCUCAUGAAACUUGUCCACGGAUGCCCACAAAUAUGACAUCUGUGUGGCCCUGGGCGCAGAGCCCCACCAACCGGACAGAGGUCAUCGGUCUGAACGAGACAGAAAACCUUAAGAGCAGGAAGAAAAGAUGGAAGAAGAGAAGCAAGACUGUGAAAUGGAAGGAUCCAAAAGGAACACCACUCUGGAUAUAAAGUCUGGGGGGCAGAUUCAUCAAGGGGAUACGACGGCGGAUCUCCUGAUCCGCCGUCGUAUCUCUGAGAUC
Messenger RNA from Rana temporaria (common frog), 1070 nucleotides. Its product is annotated as basic phospholipase A2 taipoxin alpha chain-like. Gene Ontology annotation, biological process: phospholipid metabolic process; arachidonate secretion; lipid catabolic process. Gene Ontology annotation, molecular function: calcium ion binding; phospholipid binding. Lineage: Eukaryota; Metazoa; Chordata; Amphibia; Anura; Ranidae. The record is from RefSeq and is a predicted model, not a curated record. The coding region runs from base 343 to 999 and encodes 218 amino acids. The transcript has 3 exons.